This is a messenger RNA of Hemicordylus capensis (graceful crag lizard), 3487 nucleotides long. RefSeq lists its product as uncharacterized. The transcript has 2 exons. The record is from RefSeq and is a predicted model, not a curated record. Bases 590 to 1087 code for a protein of 165 amino acids. NCBI's taxonomy places the organism in Eukaryota, Metazoa, Chordata, Lepidosauria, Squamata, Cordylidae.
UUUUACUUUGCUUCACCACAGGAAGGGCACUUGUGCAUUCACACAUUGGGUGGAUUUACGUUGAAGUCCAUGCGACAUAUCGGAGAGCACUCCAUACACAAUUUGGUGCUUUCUCUUCUUGAUGGAGCUUAGCCUGCAUUAGCUUUGCACUAUAAAGAUCCACUUUUUAUGGUGGCUUUUUGGGAUACUUCGAUAUAUCUGCUAUGCACUGACGUUUCUUCUGAGAUGUAUGGAGGGGUCAUGCUGAUAGAGCACCUUUUCUAAAAGCCUUGCCGUGUGUGUGUGUGUGUGUGUGUGUGUGUGUGUGUGUGUGUGUGUGUGUGAAACACAGACUGCAUGGACUUGGCCAGCCAAGAAGUUGCUGAUAGAACUAUAGAGGCCAUGCUGAUAGAUUACCUUUUUUUAAAGCUUCAAAUUUCUCAAUUUUGUUUUGAACAUUUUUCUUAAAGCCUCACCUUUCUCAAUUUUCUUUUGAACAUUUGCUGGUGUGAAUGCAUAGAUCAGUGAUCUGCAAGAUCACCAAGCAAAUGUUCAAAAUAAUAAUAAUUGAGAAAAGUGAAUGAACCCUGAAUAGAUAUGGCCAGUCAAGAUGUUGGCCUUUCACAAAACUGAAGCAAAAGAAAAAGAAGGAGAAGGAGAAGACGAAGAAGAAGGAGGAGAAGAUAAUGAUGAAAAAGAAGGAGAAUACGAAGGAGGAGGAGGAGGAGGAGACGGAGAUGGAGAAGGAGAAGACAGAGAAGGAGAAGACGUAGGAGAAGACGAAGAAGGAGGAGAAGACGAAGAAGGAGGAGAAGACAGAGAAGAAGAAGAUAGAGAAGGAGGAGGAGGAGGAGAAGACGGAGAAGACAAAGAAGAAGACGACAGAGAAGAAGUAGAAGAUGACGACGGAGAAGAAGAAGAAGAAGAAGCAGCAGCAGCAGACGGAGAAGAAGACAACGACGGAGAAGGAGACGAUGACGACGGAGAAGAAGAUGACGAUGGAGAAGAAGCAGCAGCAGCAGAGAUAAAUCCAGAAGGGAUCAGAGAAAGACCUUGGAGCACAUGGUAUGAAGGGGACAAGGAAAACAUUCGGGAGGGACCCUAUUAAAGCAGCCCUGUGUGAACGUCCCCCAGGUUUCUUUGAAUUAUUUUUAUUGCACUUAUAGGAAGAUAAUAUAUGACCUCAUAACUUGCUCUACUUUACCCACGGUUAAGCAUGCCAUCUGGGACAGGCCAUGGAGGAAGGGAAGAAAAGGAAGUGAAUGGUGGGACAAACUGGAAAGACAAUAUGUCUAUUGAACAACUGAGGUCUGCAUGUUUUGUUUGUUUUUUAAAUGUAAAUUGCAGACGAACAGGACCUCAGUCAGGACCAUGGUGUGGCAAAAGGUUAAAGCUUCCAUGUGUCUCCCGAGCCACCUGUGUUGAAGGCCAUGUGACUUGUUUAAAAAUGUAAACACACAGACUUCAUUCACAAAGUACACUUAGUUGCCCUGUAGGAUGGAGUGGAGUUGAGAGAGAAAGGUUAUGGGAUUGCAGAAAUAUUCUUGGAUUGAUGCAGAUAGAAGAGCACUAAGGAGUGGAGAAAGAGAAAUUGUUAUAGAGCUGUAUAUAGAGAUCAGAAGAGCCCAGCUGCACCAGAGCAAGGGUCCAUUAUCUAAUCUGAAUACUGUUUCUCACAGUGACCCAUCUAAUGCUUAUGAGAUGCCCACAUGCAGGGAAUGGCAGCAACAGCUUUCCUUUUCCCUCAUAGAGGCAUCUCCUUUGCAGGUUGCAUCUAGCUAUUGUGUUCAAUAGUUGCUGAUUGACAGAAUAAAAGAGGAAACGUUGAAUCAAAAUAGUAGAAGAAAUGCUGUUCCACAGUUGAAAUACUUGUAGAGUGUCACUGCCAUCUGAACUGUACAAUGCAGUUCUGCCCAUAGCAGACACACCAGGUUUCAGGGGUCCUUGCAAACCUGCUCACUAUGUCCCUCCACCAUCUAGCUGGGCCUUAAAAGAAUUGCUCCACUGCCAUUGUACAAAGACUAUGGGCAUGGAGAUCUCAGGGAUAAGCUGUGGACCCUUCUUAUCUCUGGAAUCCUUGCUGGCCCUGCCCCCAGUGGAAGUAAACCUAGUAGUGUGAGUGAGAUGAGGUUGCACUGUGAGCAGCAAAGUGCAGUCUAUCUGGUGCCUUAGUAAGGUCCAGUGUUCCCUCUAAGGCAUGUGCAUGCACACAAAUAUUUUGUUUUUCAAUCAGCUAACUUUAGAUCCUGCUUAGUUUGAAUCAGGAAGGUCCCACUCUGAAUAUACAUGCACACACACUGUCUUAAUAUUGCCACUGCCUUGAUACUGCUGCCCAGAACAAAACUCAUUCCUCACACAGAUGGGAAAAAAAAGAGAGAGACAACACUGGUGGGGUUCUUGACUAACUAGGCACAGAAACAGCACAAUUCUUCCUUCUUGCUGGUCAUGAGCCACUGAGGCUUGAUCCAUGGUUCUGUGUGCAGCAGCCUCAUGUGGAGACUUAUCAGGACUGCAAAUUGGAACAUCUUCCUGGCACGGGACUGGCCAGUUCUUCAGUAUGGGAGUAGUCAAUCCGAUCCACGCUGCCAUUGGCUCUGGCAUGCUUUGGCUUGCUCCUCUGGCUCCUGCUGUUGUUCCGCCAAAAAUACUUCAUUUAUUUCCCAUAGAAGAGAAUCAAAUAGCAUCCACCAAAAGAGUGUUCUGUAAAGUUGCUGGCUUCCCCCUGAGUGGCUGGUUUUGUGGGUAGUAGUACAUGUGCCUGUAAUUACUUGUACCAAGGAAGAGGGUUCAUAUUCAGAUUUGUCUGCAGCAAGCAAGGCUUGAUUAUACAUGUCUGUGCACACUUUCUAGAUGGCACCUAUGAUGCACACAUUUUCCAAAUGUUACCUGUGAGCUUGAAAGAAGACCAGCGGGACAGGAACAUUGGACACUAUGGAUAUCUGUUUUUUAAAUCCAGUAACACCAUUUACAAAACUGUGGACAUCAACAGAGGUUGCCCAUGACUGUGAUCACAGAAGGACCUGCUCAGGCAUUAGAUGUGCUAUUGGACAGUUGAAGAUGUGGUUUCACAUCAUUCCCUGCACAGGAGGAGACAUGUUAUUUAGGCUAGAAAAGACAAUACCAAUAGUUUGUUGGGCAGUGCUGCACAACCUGGUAACUCUCCAUGGAUCCCUUGUCACAUUCACACUAACUAAGCAUGCAACAAAUUGGCAUCAAGGGACCACUUUGGAAGCAAUGAACUGUGGGAUUGUUGUGGUCUAUGCAACUCUCAGCAUGUUCACUAGUAAUGAAAGACUAGUGAAUAUUGUUAUAAAAUAUUAUAUUAUAAAAUAUUAUAUUAUAUUGUUAUAUUAAAAUAUAAUAUUGUUAUAUUAUAUGUAUUUAUAUUUUGUUUUUUGUUUCAGUGAAUAUUAUUUCUAACUUCAUUCCAAGUUAUUUAUUCAUCUAUCCAUCCAUCAAUCUAUCCAUCCAUUCUUUCAUUCAUUCAUUCAUUCAUUCAUUCAUUCAA